AUGGAUCAAUUGAGUCGAGCCGAUGAGGACCGCUCGCGCCUUGAGGAGCUUGUUGCUCAUCUAGAAUUUGAGGCGAGUAAUUUGGGCGACUUUGUUGUCCUUGUGACGCAUCGCAGGCAAGCGGCCAAACGAAGAGCUACUCGGCGUGAGGCGAUGCUUGCUCGCUUGGUUGAAGAUCGAAGGUGUCUCCAACGCCGUUUGACUGAGUUAGUUGAACUGAUCCGGCGGUCACAUCAACUGCUACUGAAAAAGACUGGCGACCAGACUCUGUGGGAUGAGUUACAGGAAAGACGAAAAUGCAACGAGGGCAUAAACGAAACAAUUGGGGGAAACGAGACAAAAGAGCAAGGCAAACAGCCUGACUCAAUAGCAAGUAGAGAAGAGAGGGAAACAAAAGGAGAGGAGGAUUUAUUGUCUCAGUCACUUGGUGAGAGAUUUUCUGUUCUUAAGAAAAGAAUUGUGCAGUACGCAUUUCGGCACUUCACAUAG
Protopolystoma xenopodis is the source of this 489-nucleotide messenger RNA. The record is from the annotation of a GenBank genome assembly. NCBI's taxonomy places the organism in Eukaryota, Metazoa, Platyhelminthes, Monogenea, Polystomatidea, Polystomatidae.